Molecule: messenger RNA, 660 nt
Organism: Puccinia graminis f. sp. tritici CRL 75-36-700-3
Lineage: Eukaryota; Fungi; Basidiomycota; Pucciniomycetes; Pucciniales; Pucciniaceae
Exons: 2
Coding region: 1-660 (219 amino acids)
Source: RefSeq, a predicted model, not a curated record
AUGGUAUCCAACAAAAAUCCCCAAGCUAGCACCAACAAGCAACUGAGCCACGUGGCUCGCGAAGGAUCUGUGAUCACCGUCGCUGGACAAGGCAGGGUUUCUGACCAAGACAAACAUGACGAGCUCAAAAGCAAACCGGAAUUGUAUGCCCAAGACGUGGCGCUACGUGGUGAGGAUGCUACCAAAGAUGAACUUGGAUGUAUUGGAAGCGACAACGACACAACUUUACGCGGUGAUUAUGAAAUUGAAGACAAGGACAUUGGAUUGCUUGGUAGCAACGGCGAGAUGUUCAGCCGCAAGGACGCUACCGACAACAAGGCAGUGAGAUUGAUCGGAAGCAACGGAGAAGUCACACUAGGUAGUCAAGAUACGGUGGAUAAUGACGACGACGAGAUGGAAAGCAAUACUAGCUCCCAUGGCAGAGAAGCAGAGGACUCUACCAACAACGAGGCAACGGGAUCGCUCGGCAGCAACAGAGAAGUUACACUGGGAAGUCAAGAUACGGUAGAAACUGACGACAACGACAUGGAAAGCAAUGAAAGUGUCCAUGGCGGAGAAGAAGAAGGGUUGGUUGGAAGUGAAGGGGGCGUUACUCUGGGAAGCGAGGAUACUCUCACAACCGAAGAUGAAGAUACUGAAGAAAGUGGUGAAGAGGAUUGA